CCUCCUGCUGCCUCCUCCGACUCCCUCCCGCGCCGCUAAGUUUCUUCGCUCGCCGCCUCGCUCAGAGCCGGGGCCGGGCCAGAGCGGCGCCCCGCUGCCCUGUACCCGCGUGCAGACCCCGGGCCCGGCCCCGGCCCCCCGCCAAGCCAUGCUGUGCGGCCGCUGGAGGCGCUGCCGCCGCCCGCCCGAGGAGCCCCCGGUGGCCGCCCAGGUCGCAGCCCAAGUCGCGGCGCCGGUCGCUCUCCCGUCCCCGCCGACCCCCUCCGAUGGCGGCACCAAGAGGCCCGGGCUGCGGGCGCUGAAGAAGAUGGGCCUGACGGAGGACGAGGACGUGCGCGCCAUGCUGCGGGGCUCCCGGCUCCGCAAGAUCCGCUCGCGCACGUGGCACAAGGAGCGGCUGUACCGGCUGCAGGAGGACGGCCUGAGUGUGUGGUUCCAGCGGCGCAUCCCGCGUGCGCCAUCGCAGCACAUCUUCUUCGUGCAGCACAUCGAGGCGGUCCGCGAGGGCCACCAGUCCGAGGGCCUGCGGCGCUUCGGGGGCGCCUUCGCGCCGGCGCGCUGCCUCACCAUCGCCUUCAAGGGCCGCCGCAAGAACCUGGACCUGGCGGCGCCCACGGCUGAGGAAGCGCAGCGCUGGGUGCGCGGUCUGACCAAGCUCCGCGCGCGCCUGGACGCCAUGAGCCAGCGCGAGCGGCUAGACCACUGGAUCCACUCCUAUCUGCACCGGGCUGACUCCAACCAGGACAGCAAGAUGAGUUUCAAGGAGAUCAAGAGCCUGCUGAGAAUGGUCAACGUGGACAUGAACGACAUGUACGCCUACCUCCUCUUCAAGGAGUGUGACCACUCCAACAACGACCGUCUAGAGGGGGCUGAGAUCGAGGAGUUCCUGCGGCAGCUGCUGAAACGGCCGGAGCUGGAGGAGAUCUUCCAUCAGUACUCGGGCGAGGACCGCGUGCUGAGUGCCCCCGAGCUGCUGGAGUUCCUGGAGGACCAGGGCGAGGAGGGCGCCACACUGGCCCGCGCCCAGCAGCUCAUUCAGACCUAUGAGCUCAACGAGACAGCCAAGCAGCAUGAGCUGAUGACACUGGAUGGCUUCAUGAUGUACCUGUUGUCGCCGGAGGGGGCUGCCUUGGACAACACCCACACGUGUGUGUUCCAGGACAUGAACCAGCCCCUCGCCCACUACUUCAUCUCUUCCUCCCACAACACCUAUCUGACUGACUCCCAGAUCGGGGGGCCCAGCAGCACCGAGGCCUACGUUAGGGCCUUUGCCCAGGGAUGCCGCUGCGUGGAGCUGGACUGCUGGGAGGGGCCAGGAGGGGAGCCCGUCAUCUAUCAUGGCCAUACCCUCACCUCCAAGAUUCUCUUCCGGGACGUGGUCCAAGCCGUGCGCGACCAUGCCUUCACGCUGUCCCCUUACCCUGUCAUCCUAUCCCUGGAGAACCACUGCGGGCUGGAGCAGCAGGCUGCCAUGGCCCACCACCUCUGCACCAUCCUGGGGGACAUGCUGGUGACACAGGCGCUGGACUCCCCAAAUCCCGAGGAGCUGCCAUCCCCAGAGCAGCUAAAGGGCCGGGUCCUGGUGAAGGGAAAGAAGCUGCCCGCUGCUCGGAGCGAGGAUGGCCGGGCUCUGUCAGAUCGGGAGGAGGAGGAGGAGGAGGAUGACGAGGAGGAAGAAGAGGAGGUGGAGGCUGCAGUGCAGAGGCGGCUGGCCAAGCAGAUCUCCCCGGAGCUGUCGGCCCUGGCUGUGUACUGCCACGCCACCCGCCUGCGGACCCUGCACCCUGCCCCCAACGCCCUGCAACCCUGCCAGGUCAGCUCCCUCAGCGAGCGCAAAGCCAAGAAACUCAUUCGGGAGGCAGGGAACAGCUUUGUCAGGCACAAUGCCCGCCAGCUGACCCGCGUGUACCCGCUGGGGCUGCGGAUGAACUCAGCCAACUACAGUCCCCAGGAGAUGUGGAACUCGGGCUGUCAGCUGGUGGCCUUGAACUUCCAGACGCCAGGCUACGAGAUGGACCUCAAUGCCGGGCGCUUCCUAGUCAAUGGGCAGUGUGGCUAUGUCCUAAAACCUGCCUGCCUGCGGCAACCUGACUCGACCUUUGACCCUGAGUACCCGGGACCUCCCAGAACCACUCUCAGCAUCCAGGUGCUGACUGCACAGCAGCUGCCCAAGCUGAAUGCCGAGAAGCCACACUCCAUUGUGGACCCCCUGGUGCGCGUUGAGAUCCAUGGGGUGCCCGCAGACUGUGCCCGGCAGGAGACUGACUACGUGCUCAACAAUGGCUUCAACCCCCGCUGGGGGCAGACCCUGCAGUUCCAGCUGCGGGCUCCGGAGCUGGCACUGGUCCGGUUUGUGGUGGAAGAUUAUGACGCCACCUCCCCCAAUGACUUUGUGGGCCAGUUUACACUGCCUCUUAGCAGCCUAAAGCAAGCAGGCCCGGGCUGAGCCAGACCCCCAGGGUGCACAGAGGACCUGAGGCCUGGCUGUCCUCCCUACAGGGUACCGCCACAUACACCUGCUUUCCAAGGACGGGGCCUCACUGUCACCAGCCACGCUCUUCAUCCAAAUCCGCAUCCAGCGCUCCUGAGGGCCCAGCUCACUCGCCUUGGGGUUCUGCGAGUGCCAGUCCAUAUCCCCUGCAGAGCCCUCUCCUCCUCUGGAGUCAGGUGGUGGGAGUACCAGCCCCCCAGCCCACCCACUUGGCCCACUCAGCCCAUUCACCAGGCGCUGGUCUCACCUGGGUGCUGAGGGCUGCCUGGGCCCCUCCUGAAGAACAGAAAGGUGUUCAUGUGACUUCAGUGAGCUCCAACCCUGGGGCCCUGAGAUGGCCCCAGCUCCUCUUGUCCUGAGCCCACCCCUCAUUGUGACUUAUGAGGAGCAAGCCUGUUGCUGCCAGGAGACUUGGGGAGCAGGACACUUGUGGGCCCUCAGUUCCCCUCUGUCCUCCCGUGGGCCAUCCCAGCCUCCUUCCCCCAGAGGAGCGCAGUCACUCCACUUGGCCCCAACCCCGAGCUUAGCCCCUAAGCCCUCCUUUACCCCAGGCCUUCCUGGACUCCUCCCUCCAGCUCCGGAACCUGAGCUCCCCUUCCCUUCUCAAAGCAAGAAGGGAGCGCUGAGGCAUGAAGCCCUGGGGAAACUGGCAGUAGGUUUUGGUUUUUAUUUUUUGAGACAGGGUCUCACUCCGUCCCCCAGGUUGGAGUGCAAUGUUGCAAUCAUGGCUCACUGCAGCUUUGAACUCCCAGGCUCAAGCGAUCCUCCCAUCUCAGCCUCCUGAGUAGCUGGGACUACAGGCACAGGCCACCAAACCUGGCUAAUGUUUAAAUUUUAUGUAGAGAUGGCGGGGGGGGCAGGGGUCUCCCUAUGUUGCCCAGGCUGGUCUCGAGCUCCUGACCUCAAGUGAUCCUCCUGCCCCAGCAUUCCAAAGUGCUGGGAUUACAGGUGUGAGCCACUGCCCGGCCUGGCCGUAGGUUUGUAACUGUUUCAUAGAAGAGCCCUGGAGAAGACAGUAGAAUGAGCCUAUCUAGUUUAAAAAAUAAAGAAGCACGUUGAUUUCA
Molecule: messenger RNA, 3555 nt
Organism: Gorilla gorilla gorilla (western lowland gorilla)
Lineage: Eukaryota; Metazoa; Chordata; Mammalia; Primates; Hominidae
Gene: PLCD3
Product: phospholipase C delta 3
Exons: 15
Coding region: 149-2446 (765 amino acids)
Biological process (GO): lipid metabolic process; intracellular signal transduction
Cellular component (GO): plasma membrane
Molecular function (GO): phosphatidylinositol-4,5-bisphosphate phospholipase C activity
Source: RefSeq, a predicted model, not a curated record